This is a messenger RNA of Pogoniulus pusillus (Red-fronted tinkerbird), 3167 nucleotides long. RefSeq names its product transducin-like enhancer protein 1. NCBI's taxonomy places the organism in Eukaryota, Metazoa, Chordata, Aves, Piciformes, Lybiidae. The record is from RefSeq and is a predicted model, not a curated record. The coding region runs from base 283 to 2601 and encodes 772 amino acids. Gene Ontology annotation, cellular component: nucleus; transcription regulator complex. Gene Ontology annotation, biological process: regulation of DNA-templated transcription; negative regulation of canonical Wnt signaling pathway. Gene Ontology annotation, molecular function: transcription corepressor activity; protein binding. The transcript is spliced from 21 exons.
CAUUGAUCGCGCUCCGCAGAGCGGCCGCGGCGGGCGGGGCGCGGGGCUCGGUUCGGCUCCGCUCGGCUCGGUUCGGCUCCGCUCGGCUUCACUCGGCUCCGCUCCGCUCCGCUCCUCUCGGCUCGGCCCGCCCCGGCCCGCCCCGCUGUAAGGGGCGAGCGGCCGGGGCCGGGGCCAGCAGUACGGACCUGAUCUGGAGCUGGGAUCUUCCCCAGGCCCCGUCCUGAGCCUGCGGCGGGGCCCGAGCGGUGAAAGGGUCCCUGGGCCUGUCCAGUGCCAAAGAUGUUCCCGCAGAACCGACCGCCGGCCCACCUCCAGGCCCCCUCUGCUGCCUCAGGAGCCGCUGUCACUGCCAGUGCCAUCCCCAGCACCCCCCAGUCCCUCAAGCUGACGUACCCAGAGACCUUGGACCGCAUCAAGGAGGAGUUCCAGUUCCUGCAGAACCAAUACCACAGCUUGAAGUUAGAAUGUGAAAAGCUGGCAACAGAAAAAACAGAAAUCCAGCGUCAUUAUGUCAUGUACUACGAGAUGUCCUACGGCCUGAACAUUGAGAUGCACAAACAGACGGAGAUCGCCAAGCGGCUCAACGUGAUCUGUGCGCAGCUCAUCCCGUUCCUGUCUCAGGAGCACCAGCAGCAGGUGGUCCAGGCUGUGGAACGAGCGAAGCAGGUGACUAUGACCGACCUGAACGCGGCCAUCGGGCACCAGCUCCAGACCCAGCACCUCUCACACCACGCUCCCCCCAUCCCGCUGACCCCCCACCCCUCUGGGAUGCAGCCUGCCAGCCUCGCUGGCAUCAGCAGUGCCUCAGGGCUGCUGGCACUCUCGGGGGCUCUGGGGGCCCAGGCCCAGCUCCUCGCCAAAGAUGACAGAGGAGUCCACGACACCGAGUCCAGGGCGACAGAGCGAGACCCCGGCCCUAGCUCCCUGGUGCUGCCCAACGGGGAACGGGCACGAGCCAUCUCCGAGUACCUGAGCAGCAGCAAGAAGAGGAAGGUGGAGGAGAAGGACUUCACCACAGACUAUGGCAGUGAUGCAGACAAGAGUGAAGACAACUUGGUGGUGGAUGAGGACCCCUCUUCCCCGCACAGCGUCCACUCCUACUCGUCCCGGGAGAACGGGGUGGAGAAGGUUCCAGUCGGGAGGAAGGAGGCUGUGCCACUCAGCCCGACCUCCAUGGCCUCCUCCAGCAGCACGUCCCCAUCUCGGGGCAAGGACGUGCCCACGGUGGAGAAGGCAGGGACACCCAGCCUCAAGGCCAGCACUCCAACCUCCCAGGGCGAUGCUGCAGCCGCAGGCUCCAGCAGUGCCCAGCAGUUUCGCCCCACUGCUGCCAAGGCUCCUGUGGACCCUCUGGCCCUGGGCCUGAGGAACCCUUUGGGAGUGCAGAGCCCUUACUCGGCCGCCUUCGGCAUGGCACACCCUGCCGUUAACGGGGACAUGGCUGGCACCGGCGCCUACGCCAGCCUCCACCUCAUGUCCCCGCAGCUCAACGGGGCCGCGGCCGCCGUGGGAGCUGGCAGCUAUGGACGUUCCCCCCUGGUGGGCUACGACCCUCACCCCCACAUGCGCGUCCCGGGGCUGGCAGCUGGCAUGCAAGUGGGGACAACAGGGAAACCUGCCUACUCCUUCCACGUCAGCGCCGACGGGCAGAUGCAGCCGGUGCCCUUCCCGCCCGAUGCCCUCAUCGGCUCGGGCAUCCCCCGGCACGCUCGGCAGCUGCACACCCUGAGCCACGGCGAGGUGGUCUGCGCCGUCACCAUCAGCAACUCCACGCGGCACGUCUACACCGGGGGCAAGGGCUGCGUGAAGGUGUGGGACGUGGGGCAGCCGGGCACCAAGACGGCCGUGGCUCAGCUGGACUGCCUGAACCGCGACAACUACAUCCGCUCCUGCAAGCUGCUGCCCGACGGCCGCAGCCUGAUCGUGGGCGGGGAGGCCAGCACCCUCUCCAUCUGGGACCUGGCAGCGCCCACGCCCCGCAUCAAGGCCGAGCUCACCUCCUCUGCCCCUGCCUGCUAUGCCCUGGCCAUCAGCCCCGACGCCAAAGUCUGCUUCUCCUGCUGCAGCGACGGCAACAUCGUGGUGUGGGACCUGCAGAACCAGACCCUGGUCAGGCAGUUCCAGGGCCACACAGAUGGUGCCAGCUGCAUUGACAUCUCCAACGAUGGCACCAAGCUGUGGACUGGAGGCCUGGACAACACCGUGCGGUGCUGGGACCUGCGGGAAGGGCGCCAGCUGCAGCAGCACGACUUCAGCUCCCAGAUCUUCUCCCUGGGCUACUGCCCGACAGGAGAGUGGUUGGCAGUGGGCAUGGAGAGCAGCAACGUGGAGAUCCUGCACGUCAGCAAACCAGACAAGUACCAGCUGCACCUCCACGAGAGCUGUGUCCUCUCCCUCAAGUUCGCCUCCUGCGGGAAGUGGUUCGUGAGCACGGGCAAGGACAACCUGCUCAAUGCCUGGCGGACACCCUACGGAGCCAGCAUCUUCCAGUCAAAGGAGACCUCCUCUGUCCUCAGCUGCGACGUCUCCACGGAUGAUCAGUUCAUUGUCACAGGCUCGGGGGAUAAGAAAGCCACAGUCUAUGAGGUCAUUUACUGAGCACGACAGAGGUGCCAGCUGCAGGGAGGGCACACACCAGGUGGCCAGGUGCAGAGGUCCACGUGGCUGGAGGAGUGGACUCUACCUUGCCCUGCUGCCCACUUCCCAAGGAACGCACGGCCUGGGGCCAGGACAUCCAAGCUGGAGGAGAGCAAGGAGGGGGUGGAGGUGGCCCUGGGCCCACAGCCAAGCCUCAAGCUGGGCUGGGAGGUGGCAGCUGCUGCUCAGGGUGGAUUUCCUGGGGACUUUCUCCUUGGUUUUGUUCUUUAUUUGUGGGUUGGUUUCUAAAUCUGGGCUGGGGGGAGGGGGGGGUUAGGUGGAUCUGGCCUCGUGAGGAGAUUUUUGGUUGGUUUGUUGAUUUUGAACUUUUUUUUUUUUUUUUUUUGCUGGGGGUUGGGUUUGGCUUUUUUUAAUUUUAUUUUUGUUUGGGUUGUUGUUGUUGUUUGGUUUGGUUUGGUUUAGGGCUCUGGGUCAGGCUGGGGAGGGUGACUUCUGCCCUCAGCUCCCUCUCUGCCUCCCAGAGUGUAUUUAAUAAUAAAAACAAAACAAAACAAAGCAAAGCACAA